UUAUGAAAUUGGUUCCUCGUGAGUUGGAUAAAUUGCUACUCCAUCAAGGUAAAUUAAUAUUUUCAACAUGAAACAUAAGCGAAUUUAACAGAAAUGCAUGUUUUCUUUUGUGAGGUGAUGCGGUACUAAAUAAUCAUAAUAACGUUCGAUGAUAUUCCUGACCUUUUUUUAUAGUUGGUUCACUUGCACAAAAGCGUUUGGCAAGAGGCGUCAAAUUAAAUUAUGCAGAAGCCACUGCAUUGAUUGCUUCACAAUUACUUGAAUUGAUGCGAGAUGGUUGCUAUUCCGUUUCUCAAUUGAUGGAUCUGGGUAAGCAAAUGUUAGGUCGUCGUCAUGUACAGCCUGAUGUCAUUGAUAUUGUAAAGGAGGUCCAGGUCGAAGGCACAUUUCCAGAUGGGACCUACUUGGUGACUGUUCAAGAACCUGUGUGUACCGAUAACGGUAAUCUGGAAUUGGCUCUGUAUGGUUCGUUCUAUCCGAUUCCGGACCAGUCAAAGUUCGAACUGGGCAUUCCCAGGAACCGACAAGAAGCACCGGGUGCCAUUAUCGCUAUGCCGCAACCAGUUCAACUGAAUGCCGGGCGAAAACGAUUAUCAUUGACAGUGACAAACCAUGGAGACCGAGCCAUCCAGAUUGGUUCUCAUUUCCAUUUCAUCGAGACCAAUAAAUUCUUGAACUUUAAUCGAGCACUUGCUUAUGGAAUGCGCCUGGAUAUUCCAGCAGGUUCUGCUAUUCGAUUUGAGCCCGGAGAUUUUAAGACGGUAACCCUUGUAGAGAUUGGAGGCAAAAAGAUCAUUUCAGGGGGAAAUGGGUUAGCUACGGGACCUGUGGAUUUAAUCCGUUUACCUUCUAUUAUCAACAAUUUGAUGUCGUUGGGCUACAUGCAUGACACACGAGCUCCCCUUCUACCUAACGCACCUCCCUAUACAUUGGAACGCGAUUACUACAUUGAUCAUUUCGGUCCUACCACAGGCGAUCUCAUUCGUUUGGGAAACACUAAUCUAUGGGCACGUAUCGAAAAAGACUUCACGGUCUAUGGCGAUGAGUGUAAAUUUGGCGGAGGUAAAGUCUUGAGGGAAGGCAUGGGUCAAUCCACCUAUGACUGCGAUGCAGAAGUCUUGGAUUUGCUCAUUACCAAUGCUAUGAUAUUUGAUUAUUCUGGUAUCUACAAGGCAGAUAUUGGCAUCAAGAAGGGCAUGAUUGUUGGUAUAGGCAAGGCAGGAAAUCCUGAUAUUAUGGACGAUGUGACACCUGGUAUGAUUUUUGGGGCUAGUACAGAGGUUUUGGCGGGCGAGGGCUUGAUUUUUACGGCUGGUGCUAUAGAUUCUCAUGUGCAUUACAUUUGUCCGCAAAUGUGUUAUGAGGCUCUUUCAAGUGGUAUUACAACCUUGAUUGGAGGCGGUACUGGUCCGAAUACAGGUACCAAUGCCACUACAUGUACACCAGGCAAGUAUCAUUUAGAAACCAUGAUGCAGGCUACGGACGAUCUUCCGCUUAACUUUGGAUUUUCCGGCAGAGGAAGUUGUUCGAGUAAAGAGCCACUUAGAGAGCAAGUAGAGGCGGGCUGUAUCGCACUUAAAGUUCAUGAAGAUUAUGGCGCUAAUUCAAAUGCCAUUGACACUUGUUUACAAGUCAGUGACGAAUUGGAUAUUCAGACAACUAUCCAUACAGAUACUUUAAAUGAAGGUGGAUUUGUAGAAACUACCAUUGCUGCAUUUAAAGGUCGAACAAUUCAUACGUAUCAUAGUGAAGGUGCGGGUGGUGGUCAUGCUCCUGAUAUUAUCACAGUAUGUAGUGAGGCCAAUGUAUUACCUUCAUCUACCAACCCGACGCGCCCAUUUACAGCCAAUACGUUAGACGAGCACAUUGAUAUGCUGAUGGUCUGUCAUCACUUGUCUAAAACGAUUCCUGAAGAUGUAGCAUUUGCAGAAAGUCGUAUCCGAGCCGAGACGAUUGCAGCUGAAGACGUGCUGCAUGACAUGGGAGCCAUUAGUAUGAUCAGUUCAGACUGUCAAGCGAUGGGUAGAGUUGGGGAGGUGGUAUUGCGUACAUGGAAGACAGCACACAAGAUGAAAUUGCAACGCGGUAAGUUACCAGAGGAUGAAGGUCGCGUUGAUGAUAAUUUCCGAAUUAAGCGCUAUUUAGCUAAAUAUACCAUCAACGUGGCGAUCGCGCAUGGGAUCAGUCAUUUGGUUGGUUCAAUUGAAGUUGGCAAGAUGGCAGAUCUUGUUGCUUUUACACCUGCAUUUUUCGGUAGUAAACCAGAGCUUAUUUUAAAAGGAGGCAUUCAUGUAUGGGGCCAGAUGGGUGAUGCCAACGGAUCUAUUUCAACGACAGAACCGAUCGUGUCCAGACCAUUGUUUGGUUCAUUUCCUUCAAGUCUUUCCAAGAGUUGUAUGCUAUUUGUAUCACAGAUUUCAAUUGAUAAUGGCACGAUAGCAAAAUAUGGACUGAGGAAACGUAUCGAGGCCGUCAAGAACUGUCGUAAUAUUUCAAAAAGGGAUAUGAAACUGAACGACGCCAUGCCAAUCAUUGCAGUGGAUCCAGAAACGUAUGCAGUCACCGCAGAUGGCGUGGAUUGCGUCUGUGACCCUGUGGAUACGCUGCCAAUGACUCAAUCCGUCUACUUAUUCUAAAAAUUGUUCAAAUGCCGUCCCUUGCUUAAUUUAUUUAUAGCAUCACUUUUUUUUUAUCAUAAUAUAUUUCUUCUGUUCAUGAAAAAAAGCAAACAAUCACAAGCCUCGCAUGUGUGUGUGA
Molecule: messenger RNA, 2757 nt
Organism: Mucor mucedo
Lineage: Eukaryota; Fungi; Mucoromycota; Mucoromycetes; Mucorales; Mucoraceae
Product: urea amidohydrolase alpha subunit
Exons: 7
Coding region: 267-2636 (789 amino acids)
Biological process (GO): urea catabolic process
Cellular component (GO): urease complex
Molecular function (GO): nickel cation binding; urease activity
Source: RefSeq, a predicted model, not a curated record